Rotaria sp. Silwood2 is the source of this 429-nucleotide messenger RNA. Lineage: Eukaryota; Metazoa; Rotifera; Eurotatoria; Philodinida; Philodinidae. The record is from the annotation of a GenBank genome assembly.
AUGAAUCUUGAAGUACUUGCAAAUGAGUUAUUACUCUAUCUGUUUGAAUUUAUUACUCCAUUGGAUUUAUUUCGUGGCUUUUACAAUUUGAAUUCUCACUUCAAUAAUCUUAUUCUUAUCCAUUUUCGAAAUUAUCGUUUUGAUUUUCGUUCAUUAUCAAGACAAGCGUUAAAAAUCGUUUGCCAGAAUUAUAUUUCAUUAAUUUCUGAUAAAGUUAUUUCUCUUCAUCUGUCCGACGAUGAUGGUACACCGGGACAAGCAGCUGAUUUUUUUAAUUAUAAUAUUAGUCUUGGUCAGUUUACAUCAUUAAAAGCUUUAACAUUAUUUCGAAUUGAAAUGCGUCAAAAACAUGAUGAAUUUUUUUCUCUUGGCAUACAGCAACUUCAUCAUCUUUCACAUCUGAAACGUGUUGAUUGUGAUUUGAAUUAA